Messenger RNA from Leguminivora glycinivorella, 2421 nucleotides. RefSeq names its product zinc finger protein 260-like. Lineage: Eukaryota; Metazoa; Arthropoda; Insecta; Lepidoptera; Tortricidae. Gene Ontology annotation, biological process: regulation of transcription by RNA polymerase II. The record is from RefSeq and is a predicted model, not a curated record. Gene Ontology annotation, cellular component: nucleus. The coding region runs from base 81 to 2156 and encodes 691 amino acids. Gene Ontology annotation, molecular function: RNA polymerase II transcription regulatory region sequence-specific DNA binding; DNA-binding transcription factor activity, RNA polymerase II-specific. The transcript is spliced from 4 exons.
ACUUAUUUUAUAAAUUCUAUAUAGUAUAAACCAAGUAGGUAUAUUAUUAUAAUUACUUGUGCAGUAAAUAAGGUCGUGAGAUGGACGCGGGUGGCGAAACGGCGCGCGUGAAGCAGGAACCCGAGUGGGUUUUUGACUACGUUGUUAAGGAGGAAGCAAUAGUCACGAAUGAGAGUGGGAAGGAGUGGUCGGACAGCGCGGCCGGGCGCGGCGUGAGCGAGGCAGCCAUGCUGGCCGACUUGUACAUCAAGCAUGAGGUGAAGGACGAGCUCGUGCUGGGGCCGGAGUGCCCGCACCGCCCCGUAAUCGACCUGGAGAUACAAGGCCGGGCGUUAGCUGCGACGUGUGUGGGGGAACCGGGCCGGUCUGAGAGCCUCCACGACCACGCUAGAGGGACCUUCACCACCACUACAAACUAUGAUAUACAACACGAAGUGCACAUCAAACCCGAGGAGGAUCUCACGUGCGCUCUCUGCGGAGACAGUUUUGAUUCCAAACCUGAUUUAGUGAAACAUGUCGCGGUACACAUUCAUGUUCCCGCGGAGCAGGAAGGCGAUGAUGUCAAAAGCAAAGCCCAGAAACGAAAGAAACCUAGCGGCCCACUGAAAACUUACCAAUGUGCCCACUGCGCAUACACAACCACUAACAGACUAUACUUCAUGAAGCAUUUCAAACAUAUGCAUUCGAAUGUAAAACCUUUCAAAUGCGACCAGUGUAGCUACGUCACCAGCCAAAAGGUUAACUGGGUCGCUCAUGUAAUGAGACACACAGGCGAAAAGCCAUACAAAUGCGAACACUGCACUUUCGCUUGCACCCGCAAACACACUUUGAAACAACAUUCAAUGCAACACACCGAUGACAAGCCCUACAAAUGUGAUCAGUGCAAUUUCACUUGUAUCCAAAAAAUCCCAUUCCAAAAUCAUUUAAGGAAACACUCUGGCGCAGAACCGUACAAAUGCGACCAAUGUUCUUACACCUGCGGUUACAAAGGUACUUUGCGAAUGCAUCUAAAGAAGCACACUGGUAUAAAUCUUCACAAAUGUGACCAGUGUAGUUUUGUUAGUGGCGACAGAACAACUUUUCAAAAUCAUACAAUGACACACACUGGUGAAAAACCUUAUAGAUGUGACCAGUGUAGUUAUGCAACUGGCCGUAAAAGUUAUUUAAAAUAUCAUCUACUGACACAUACUGGUGAAAAGUCGUUUAAGUGUGGUCAGUGCAAGUACGCUAGUGCCAAGAAAAAAUCAUUGCAGCUCCAUCUGAUGAAGCACUCUGGACUAAAGCCAUACCAAUGUGAUCAAUGUAGUUCUUCUUUUAGUAGAAAAGACAGUCUACUAGGCCAUAUGAAAAAACACUACAUUGACGAAAAGCCUUACAAAUGUAGCGAGUGUAGUUACGCUACUUGGCAAGAAUAUUUUUUCCAGAUUCAUAUAAGGAAACAUACUGGUGAUCGGCCCUUCAAAUGUGAUCAGUGUAGUUAUGCUAGUGCCCAAAAAGGUGAUUUACUUGACCACAAACGAAAACACUCAGGAGAACAGCGUUACAAAUGUGACCAGUGUAGUUAUACUAGUAAUUAUAGAGGCGGCCUGCGAACCCACAAGAAAAAACACCUAACAGAAAUGCCUUACCAAUGUGGCCAGUGCAGUUACGCUACUACGUACAAAAAUAGUUUUGCUGUUCAUGUAAAGAGACACAAUGGUGAAAAACCAUACAAGUGUGAUCAUUGUAGUUAUGCUUGUGUACUCAAAGCUACGUUGCUUGCUCACAAACGACAACACACAGGUGAUAAACCUCACAAAUGUGGGCAGUGUAGUUAUUCUAGUUAUCAGAAAAAGGAUUUGCGAGUACACGAGAUGAAACACGCUGGUGAAAAGCCGUUCAAAUGCGAUAAGUGUAGUUAUGCUGGCUACCGUAAAGAUACGUUGGAAAAACACGUAAGGGUACACACUGGUGACAAACCUUACAAGUGUGACGGCUGUAGUUAUAGUUGUCGCCGAAAAGAUACCUUGGAAAAACACGUAAGGGUACACACUGGUGACAAACCUUACAAGUGUGACGACUGUAGAUAUAGUUGUCGCCGAAAAGAUACGUUGGAAAAACAUGUUAGGAAACACAUGUUGAUUAUAAAGAUGCCAAGCGAAUGCAAUUCUCUUUAAAACCAUGACAGUUUUUAAGUUGGUGUAUUAUGCCCUUAACAGCUACGUACUCUGAAGCAUAUUAUUGUAUUAGGAAUCAGCAAAUCGGGAGUUAUUCCCGCUAGUUACCAGUGGAAACUACUAGGAAUUGUUAUAUCUAUAUCUUACGGUUUAUAUUUACUUCAAAUAGAACAAAUAAUAUGUAAUUUGUUGUAUACACCCUGUUUUCAUUGAAUUCCGUUAACUUUAAGGGAAGGUUCUUUAGAUCAAAUAGAACUAAUGGCUC